CAGAUUAAAAAAACUCCACGUGUUGAAUGAUAAAAAUCAAGUGUAUCAGACUCCACAUAAUUUUCCUCCUCCAAUUGGUUAAAGUCCUUGAAGAUUAGUGAUCAACCGCAAAUACAACCUACUUGCGCACACAACCUUCUAGCUCAAUAUAUUAUAUAUAUAUAACUUGUACCCAAUAAACCCAAUAAACUCUUACCAUCUUGAAUUAUCAACAUCAACCCUUAACUUUUAUUUUCUCAAAAACCAAAAGAAAAAAAAUGAAGAACGAACUUGGUUGCGAGCUAUGCAGUGCUCCGGCGACGACGUAUUGCGAAUCGGAUCAAGCACGGUUGUGUUGGCACUGCGAUAGCAAGGUUCACAAGGCCAAUUUUUUGGUGGGUAAACACAAUAGAACCCUUCUUUGUCAUCUUUGUCAAGAUCCUACCCCUUGGACCGCAUCCGGUCCUAUACUACCUCCUUCCUUAUCCGUCUGCGUCUCUUGUGCGUCCACUACUUCUUCUCAACAAGUUCAGUCUCCGGUGGUUAACUCCCACCAUGAUGAAAAUGAUGGCGUCUAUGAUAGCUACGACGAAGAAGAGGACGAAGACGAAGACGAAGACGAAGACGAAGACGAAGGAUAUGAGAGUGAUUCGGGAAAUGAUGUGGAAGAGGAAGAAGACGAUAUUCAAGUAGUACCAUUGACAUCAUCUGUACCACCGUCAAGUAUAGCAGAUGAUGAAAAUGAAGACGAAGACGAAGACGAAGACGGAGCCGGAGAUAAUAUAAAUUGUAAUAAUAACGGUGAUGGCCGGAUUUCAUCAAUGUUACCAUCAUCUAUGAAACGUAAGCGGCAAUUUUAUUUGCUCUCUUGAUUAAAUAUUACAUCGUAAUAAUAACAGAUCUACUGAUUAUUAAUUAAUUAAUUAAUUUAUUUAUUGUUGUA
Messenger RNA from Spinacia oleracea (spinach), 922 nucleotides. RefSeq lists its product as uncharacterized. Bases 258 to 851 code for a protein of 197 amino acids. The transcript has a single exon. The record is from RefSeq and is a predicted model, not a curated record. Gene Ontology annotation, molecular function: zinc ion binding. NCBI's taxonomy places the organism in Eukaryota, Viridiplantae, Streptophyta, Magnoliopsida, Caryophyllales, Amaranthaceae.